Dentiscutata heterogama is the source of this 531-nucleotide messenger RNA. NCBI's taxonomy places the organism in Eukaryota, Fungi, Glomeromycota, Glomeromycetes, Diversisporales, Gigasporaceae. The record is from the annotation of a GenBank genome assembly.
AUGAAUGAUACUUCAUCUUCAUUAUUCCCUUCGCAAACGAAUUCCUCUUUGAGCUCUCCAAAAUUUCAAAAUUCAAAGUUUCAUUUCUCUUCAAUGGCUACUCAACAACCUCAAAUUUAUGGUGAGCAAGCAUUAGACCACAGAUAUCAUCAAUAUAUUGGUAGCAAUAAUAUGGAGACGCUCUUGAAUGCCAUCGAAGUAUCACCCGUAUCUCCUAUCAAUUUAUCUACUCGGAAAUUACAAAUUUUAAAACCAAAUAACAAUGGUUCAAAUACUUCUGUAUCACAUGAUGAAAUUUCGGACCAACGCUCUUACCAUCAAGAUGAACGUACUAGAUAUGAACAAAUUCGUAGAUUAUUACCACCUCCAAUUUCAAAAAAUAUGCUUACUCCCGACGCAAUGUCUAUCUCUUCGUUGAUAGAUUCGGACCAACCGAUUAAAUCUUCGUCACCUCUUACUCCUCCGGAUACGUCUUUAACCUUCCCGGGUCUUUCUACGUCACCGACGAAAUCAUCCCCUGAUACUUCUCCG